This is a messenger RNA of Anopheles coustani, 318 nucleotides long. Its product is annotated as histidine-rich glycoprotein-like. Lineage: Eukaryota; Metazoa; Arthropoda; Insecta; Diptera; Culicidae. The record is from RefSeq and is a predicted model, not a curated record. The transcript has 3 exons. The coding region runs from base 1 to 318 and encodes 105 amino acids.
AUGUUCGCCCAGAUGGGAACCUUCGCCAGUGUGACGUUGCUGCUGUGCAUCUGUUCUGCACGGAUGCUGCAGGCAACGCCGAUCGAUGAUGGGAUGAGGAAUUCCCGAGAGGCCAAAAGUUACUUCCCGUUCGCACUACCAGUUCCCGACCAUGUGCACUACUACCCGGAGCAUCAUCACCAUCAUCAUUUUGACGCACACUCGGUUUUCCCUAGUCACCAUGACACCCAUUUCCACCUGGAUACUGGACUAGAUCACCAUCACCAUCAUCACCACCACGAUUUCCACGACGUACAUUACGAUCAGCACUACUACUGA